UCAAUCGGAGUCAAUCGAAAUCCGAGUCAGUCACGUAUAUGUAUGUACUCAACUGCGAGUCCCGGGCCUCGGUAGACAUUGAUCAUGACCAGCUAGACUCGAAAGUGACUCGUGCUACCACUGCUUCACGCGUUCGCGCUCGACGCGUAGUGUGUACGGUCCCGAGAAAAUCAUGCUAAAUACGUCGAUCUCAAUGCUCGAGAUCGCAAACCUCCAGUGACCCGCUCCCCACUGAUCCUCGUCUGCACGUCUUUAGCGCACAAUGCCGAAUGGUACCGGCGCCGAUUCCUUCAGAGGAUCCAUAAUCCGAGUCUCGCAGAGCCGUAUAUUUCCCCAGCAGCGCACCGCCAAGCGCACCAGCGUACCGCUAUCCGUCGCGGAUUGUUCUGUCGUUCGCUUCACCACUGCAGCUGCCGUCUGGUACUUCGACGCACCGGAAGGCGAGCGAGCAACGAAGGCACUGUCUCCAGACCAGCUCCGGCUGUCGUUGGAGACCACGCUCAGCUGUUACCCACAGUUGGUCGGCCAAUUGCACUGGGCAACUCACGUUCACAAUGGCAACCAUACCCAGCGUGCGGGACGCUUGGUCCUCACGUACGUGGCAAAAUCACCCGUACCAUUAAGGGCAUUGGUCCCAUCUGCGUCAGAAAGGCGACGGGACGGGUAUUGGGAUGCGACUCAACUGGCAUCCGACGCACUCCUCCAUCGACACCUCUACCGCUCACAUCUGGAAGAACACGCAGGCCUUCCCGGGCUCAUGAUCCAAAUCACCACGUUCGCAUGCGGAGCGGAUGCACAGACGGUGGCACGCUUCUCGCAUGACUGGGCCGCGACAAACCGCGCUAUGGUCCUCGGGUUGGCUCUGCCAGAACUGCUCAAGAAGUCCCGCGCCCUGCCCAUGCAUCGGUACGACUGGUGGGCGACCACAGACGAUUCGACACCUUCCGUCCCAGCGCCCCUGAAGGCGGCAGCAGAAGUCCCCGCGGCCGCUCCGAUACCAUGGUCCGAAUGGAACGUGCAGGCACCUGUAUCCCACUACAUUAUACACUUCACCCCGGGCGAGAUGCAGCGUAUGUGGAAGGCUGCUCAGCCAGCGGCCUCUACGCAGGGCCACACCGUCAGCCGCCACGAUGCUCUCCUAGCUCAUGUGUGGGCGCUGGCCAACAGGGCUCGCGGUCUCGCCGAAGACGACCAACCUGUGCAUAUGAACGUCACACUGGGGCUGCGCGACAGAGUGUCCCCCGUGCUACCGGACAGUUUCUUAGGGUCACCGAUUAUCCUGGGGCGUCUCGAGGUUGCGGCGGGCAUCCGCUCCGUGGUCAACUUGUUCGACACCGAAACGGUGGCGGCGCUCUUGCACGACAUGGCCCAUGACCUCGCGCUCGCGCGCAUAUGGCACGCUUUCCUCGGCCGGCGCAACUUCAUCGUCACGUCUUGGGUGCGCCUCGGCCUGUACGAUGCAGACUUCGGCACGGGCACACGCGCGCGAUAUGUGGAAGCUGUAAUGCCGAGCUGCGAUGGAUGCCUCCAAGUCAUGGAGGCAGUUCCUGUCGACCACGAAUACGCCGGUGCUGGAGAUGACGAGGAAGGAGGACGGCGGAAGCGUUGGUAUGAUGAUGGUGUGGACGUCUCCUUGCAUCUUGCGGCGGAUGCGAUGGAGAAAUUGAUGAAGGACCCGUUAUUACGGAAGUAUCGUGUGCCUUGAGAUGGCUGACCCGUCCGGUCUGCAUGCACGCGACGCUGCGCUUACCGCGUUGCUUCGAGAACGUUGUGGAUUGACAUGGUCCUGCACAAGGCAAUCAAUAACAGACACAAUGAAAUCAUGACUCACUGCCUCGCGCAUCCGGCAAACACGACGCCAUGACGAGGCACCCUUCUGUCUGGCCACGCAAUUUCUCAUCGGCAUGCCCCCAUGAAACCUGUGAGUUCCUGGCAUCAGAAAAAGGAAAUUGGGAAGACAUAUGCCAGGUCUGUGAAAUGACUGGAAGCGUUGUGAACUGAGUCAGUUCAAUAGGAAGCGCAGAUCGGCGGAUAUUACUGACGAUGUUGAGCUGGUGUCACAUGUACUGCGUACACUUAGACGUGA
This is a messenger RNA of Fomitopsis serialis, 2086 nucleotides long. Its product is annotated as transferase family-domain-containing protein. The transcript is spliced from 6 exons. Gene Ontology annotation, molecular function: acyltransferase activity, transferring groups other than amino-acyl groups. Lineage: Eukaryota; Fungi; Basidiomycota; Agaricomycetes; Polyporales; Fomitopsidaceae. The record is from RefSeq and is a predicted model, not a curated record. Bases 263 to 1705 code for a protein of 480 amino acids.